Blepharisma stoltei is the source of this 1104-nucleotide messenger RNA. The record is from the annotation of a GenBank genome assembly. Lineage: Eukaryota; Ciliophora; Heterotrichea; Heterotrichida; Blepharismidae.
AUGAGCAACAAAAUUCCUCUUCUCGACCUUCAGCAGCUUAAAAGCUGAGAAAGUUUACCUGGUGAACCUUUUAUUGACCAGCUCCAGCGCGCUUAUAAAAAUCAAGGCAAAGUCCCAAAAGAAGCUUUACAAGAGCUCAGUGAUGAAGGCAUGAAGCAUCUAAUAGAAGUCUUAAUAAACGACAAUUUAAACUUACAAGACCAGCUCGCUAUGAGAGACGAAGGGAAAACUCCUACCUCAGUCGCCUCCAACUCAGAAGACGAAUUCCAACGUGGCACUGCCAAUUUUUCAGUCGCCACCACCUACAACAAUUCCUAUUCCAAACAGCCAACUUUCCCACAAGUCUACCGGCCAAUUGCAAGAGAAGAGCUCAAAAUGCGGCGAUUCAAUAACAUUUCUACUUACCAAAAAGGCAACGCUUUCAAUAUUAAUGAAGAAAUAAAAAAUAAUGCCUCAAAUUUGUAUCAAAAUAAAAUCAUAAAAAUCACAGAAGAAAUAAAUGAAGAAAAAAACAGGAAAAACAUGCUGAUACAGCUGUUUAGGCUGUCGCCUAAGAAAAUGCAGUUUGUGACUGGCUGCUCCAAGGUUCUUGGGCUUUUGUCAGUUUAUAAAAAAAAAUCACAAGAAAUUAUGGCUGAAAACAGUGGAUUGACAACACAAUUGCAGAUAGUCCAAGCUGCGAAAACUGCUGGGGACAAUUCUGAGUCUGAGGUAAAAGAUUAUUCAAUUUUAUCAUACCGAGAAGGAGAAGAAAACAGCUUUUACCAAAGGCAAAAAGAAGACUCUGAUCGGCAAAUUUUAAAUUCUUUGAGAGAAGCCUUUGAAUCUGGAAACACAAAAAAAUUUAGAGAGUUUGCCUAUGGGCUUAUGGGGGAAUAUGAGGCAUCGGAGAUUACUACAAUUUUGGUCAAGCAUGCCAAAUAUUUAGAAGAAAAAAUUUGCUAUGAUUUUAUGAAGCUUGCUGCAAGGAGGAAAGAUAUGGUGCAUAGGCAGCAGCUAAUAUAUGAAAAUAUUAUAUGCCAGAGAGAAACUACUCAAGGGAAAAUUGAAAAACUGAAAAAAGAUAUAGAAAGACACAAUAAUCAAUGCAAAUGUAAAAAUUAA